Molecule: messenger RNA, 3921 nt
Organism: Myotis davidii
Lineage: Eukaryota; Metazoa; Chordata; Mammalia; Chiroptera; Vespertilionidae
Gene: STXBP5L
Product: syntaxin binding protein 5 like
Exons: 27
Coding region: 82-3513 (1143 amino acids)
Biological process (GO): regulation of exocytosis; regulation of protein secretion
Cellular component (GO): cytoplasm; SNARE complex; plasma membrane
Molecular function (GO): GTPase activator activity; myosin II binding; syntaxin binding
Source: RefSeq, a predicted model, not a curated record
UGCGAGCCCGCCUCCCUCCGCGCCCGGAGCCUCCCGGCUGGCAGGCAGCUCGUGGCGGCGGAGGAAGCAGUUUUUUUUAAAAUGAAGAAGUUUAAUUUCCGAAAAGUUUUGGACGGCUUCACUGCCUCCUCCCCUGGCAGUGGGAGCAGCGGCAGCAGUAACAGUGGCGGUGGGGCCGGCAGCGGCGCCCCGCACUCGGGAGGGCCCGCGGGGCUUCUCCGAGAAGAGAUUCAGGAGUCCCUGACCUCGGAGUAUUUCCAGAUUUGCAAGACAGUUCGGCAUGGUUUUCCUUAUCAGCCCACAGCAUUAGCUUUUGAUCCAGUUCAGAAAAUCUUGGCUAUUGGGACGAGAACAGGUGCUAUACGAAUACUUGGGAGACCUGGUGUUGAUUGUUAUUGCCAACAUGAAAGUGGUGCAGCUGUCCUGCAGCUCCAAUUCUUGAUCAAUGAGGGUGCUUUGGUCAGUGCAGGUUCAGAUGAUACACUUCAUUUGUGGAACCUUAGACAAAAAAGACCAGCUAUUCUUCAUUCCCUUAAAUUUAAUCGAGAACGAAUUACUUACUGUCAUCUACCUUUCCAGAGUAAAUGGCUCUAUGUUGGAACAGAAAGAGGAAAUACACAUAUUGUAAAUAUUGAAUCUUUCAUUCUUUCUGGAUAUGUCAUCAUGUGGAACAAGGCAAUUGAACUAUCCACAAAGACUCAUCCAGGUCCAGUUGUACAUUUAAGUGAUAGCCCAAGAGAUGAAGGGAAACUGCUAAUAGGUUAUGAAAACGGUACUGUGGUAUUCUGGGACUUGAAAUCUAAAAGAGCAGAACUGAGACUUUAUUAUGAUGAGAGUCAAAGAGAAGGAAGAAAAUCUGAAUCUUGUAAACCAAUACUUAAAGUAGAAUACAAGACCUCUAGAAACAGCGAACCAUUUAUAAUAUUUUCUGGUGGACUGUCUUAUGACAAAGCUUGCAGAAGACCGAGUUUAACCAUCAUGCAUGGAAAAGCAAUUACAGUACUUGAAAUGGAUCAUCCUAUUGUUGAAUUUCUAACUUUAUGUGAAACACCCUAUCCAAAUGAAUUUCAAGAACCCUAUGCAGUCGUAGUACUUCUGGAGAAAGAUCUCAUUGUAGUUGAUCUGACACAAAGCAACUUUCCAAUCUUUGAAAAUCCGUAUCCCAUGGACAUACACGAAUCACCAGUUACGUGCACAGCGUACUUUGCUGAUUGCCCACCAGAUUUGAUACUAGUACUCUACGCUAUAGGAGUCAAGCAUAAAAAACAAGGAUACAGUAAUAAGGAGUGGCCAAUCACUGGAGGAGCUUGGAACCUUGGGACACAGACAUAUCCAGAAAUUAUUAUUACUGGUCAUGCAGAUGGAUCAAUAAAAUUUUGGGAUGCUUCUGCAAUAACUCUACAGAUGCUGUACAAGCUAAAAACUUCAAAAGUGUUUGAAAAACAGAAAAUAGGAGAUGGAAAACAAACAUGUGAAAUUGUAGAAGAAGAUCCAUAUGCCAUUCAGAUGAUUUACUGGUGUCCAGAGAGCAGAAUAUUCUGUGUUUCAGGAGUCUCUGCAUAUGUAAUAAUUUAUAAAUUCAGCAGACAUGAAAUUACAACAGAAAUAGUGUCAUUAGAGGUACGACUUCAGUAUGAUGUUGAAGAUAUUAUUACCCCGGAACCAGAAACAAGUCCUCCAUUUCCAGAUCUUUCAUCUCAGCUUCCUUCUUCAAGGAGUCUUUCCGGGAGCACUAACACUGUGGCUAGUGAAGGAGUAACAAAGGACAGUAUCCCAUGUCUCAAUGUUAAGACACGGCCAGUGCGGAUGCCACCAGGUUAUCAAGCAGAACUUGUUAUUCAGUUGGUGUGGGUGGAUGGUGAACCCCCCCAACAGAUUACUAGUCUUGCUGUAUGCUCAGCAUAUGGAAUAGUUGCAUUUGGGAACUGCAAUGGGUUGGCUGUGGUGGAUUUUAUACAGAAGACAGUACUGUUAAGCAUGGGGACCAUUGACCUAUAUAGAUCAAGUGACUUAUACCAACGACAACCACGGUCUCCUCGAAAAAACAAGCAGUUCAUUGCAGACAACUUUUGCAUGCGUGGCCUGUCUAACUUUUAUCCUGAUUUAACGAAACGGAUCCGUACUUCCUAUCGGAGUUUAACUGAGCUGAAUGACAGUCCAGUACCCCUGGAACUUGAGCGCUGCAAGUCUCCCACUUCAGAUAAUGUAAAUGGACACUGCACAAGCCCAACUUCUCAGAGUUGCGGUUCUGGAAAACGCCUUUCCAGCGCUGAUGUUUCCAAAGUAAACCGCUGGGGUCCUGGAAAACCACCUUUUCGAAAAGCACAGUCAGCUGCCUGCAUGGAGAUUUCUUUACCAGUUACAACAGAAGAGAGCCGAGAAAAUUCCUAUAGUCGUUCUAGAAGCUCUAGCAUUUCCAGUAUUGACAAAGACUCCAAAGAAGCAAUUACAGCACUGUACUUCAUGGAGUCCUUUGCUCGGAAAAAUGACUCCACCAUCUCCCCUUGUUUGUUUGUUGGAACUAGUCUGGGGAUGGUGUUAAUCAUGUCCCUGAGCCUCCCUUCAGCAGAGGAACAAAGACUCACAGAGCCAGUCAUGGUAUUGCCAACCGGUACAUUCCUCUCAUUGAAAGGAGCUGUGCUAACAUUCUCCUGUAUGGAUCGAACUGGUGGAUUAAUGCAACCACCAUAUGAAGUUUGGAGGGACCCAAACAACGUAGAUGAAAAUGAAAAAUCUUGGAGAAGGAAACUGGUCGUGAACUGCCCCUCUCUGUCACAAGAAACAGGAGAUCAUCAGUAUACAAUAAUCUGUUCAGAAAAACAAGCCAAAGUUUUCUCACUGCCUUCUCAGACUUGCCUUUAUGUUCAUAACAUCACCGAGACAUCUUUUAUACUGCAAGCAGAUGUGGUGGUCAUAUGUAACAGUGCCUGCUUGGCAUGCUUUUGUGCCAAUGGGCAUAUCAUGAUAAUGAGCCUGCCUAGUCUUCGCCCAAUGUUGGAUGUUAAUUAUUUGCCACUGACAGACAUGAGGAUAGCACGGACAUUUUGUUUCACUAAUGAAGGACAGGCAUUAUACCUAGUCUCUCCUACUGAAAUUCAGCGGUUAACAUACAGCCAAGAAAUGUGUGAUAAUCUACAGGACAUGCUAGGAGAUUUGUUUACUCCCAUAGAGACACCAGAAGCUCAGAACAGAGGUUUCCUAAAGGGACUGUUUGGUGGAAGUGGACAAACCUUUGACAGAGAAGAGCUCUUUGGGGAAGCUGCAGCAGGAAAAGCAUCCCGCAGCCUUGCCCAGCACAUUCCUGGCCCGGGCAGCAUAGAAGGGAUGAAAGGCGCUGCAGGCGGGGUGAUGGGAGAGCUGACCAGAGCAAGGAUCGCACUGGACGAGAGGGGGCAGAGGCUAGGAGAGCUGGAGGAGAAAACUGCAGGCAUGAUGACCAGUGCGGAAGCAUUUUCCAAACACGCACAUGAGUUAAUGCUGAAAUAUAAGGAUAAGAAAUGGUACCAAUUCUAACUUCUAAAGAAGCUGUGACUGCUUUGAGAAACCAUUAUUCAGGGAAACAAAUUUAAUUCCCAGCAUCACUAUUCAACUGCUAGAAGCCAGUUUCUUCUACAAAAUGUCCAUUACAGUCCAUCUGAAGUUGUCAUAAGAGAGACUUAUCAGAGACACUGUACAACCAAAAGGCUGGAACCCUGGCUAGAAUCCCAAGGUAUGGCUGCAUUUGCCUUUUCCCACGUGGAAUGGAGCUAUCGUCUUGGCAUGUCAUUUGCUAAGGAUUUACAUUUAGGAACUACGGGGAGUCCUCCUGAUUUGAAAAAAUCAUGUACAAACAAAAGCAUUAAUGCGCUUAAUGAAAAAAAUCUUUGCAUGAUAAAUUAACAUCUUAAGAGGAAAAGAAAAAAAGCAUGUUGUGACAGAAGA